Messenger RNA from Anguilla anguilla (European eel), 4755 nucleotides. Its product is annotated as flotillin-2a-like. NCBI's taxonomy places the organism in Eukaryota, Metazoa, Chordata, Actinopteri, Anguilliformes, Anguillidae. Gene Ontology annotation, biological process: regulation of myoblast differentiation; protein localization to plasma membrane. Gene Ontology annotation, cellular component: plasma membrane. The transcript has 11 exons. The record is from RefSeq and is a predicted model, not a curated record. Bases 180 to 1466 code for a protein of 428 amino acids.
CCAAAGAAGAAGAAGAAGGGCGGAGGUAGUGAAGACAUUGAGGAGGAGCUGCGAACGGCGAGCUAAUACCAGCGUUCAUUUUGGAACUGUUUUGGCAGCUGAAGUACGGGGUAUACGUUUGGAGUAUUUUAAAAGAAGUUUGUAGUUGCGUCUUUACACGAUAAAUAUAUUUUUGUAAUAUGGGUAACUGUCAUACAGUUGGACCAAACGAAGCCCUUGUGGUCUCAGGUGGCUGUAGUGGCUCCGAUGAGAAGGCCUAUAUUGUGGGUGGAUGGGCCUGGGCAUGGUGGUGUCUCUCAGACACUCAGCGGAUCACCCUUGAGAUUAUGACCCUGCAGCCCAAGUGUGAGGAUGUGGAGACAGCAGAGGGCGUGGCCCUCACUGUCACGGGGGUGGCGCAGGUUAAAAUAAUGACUGACAAUGAUUUGCUGGCUGUUGCCUGUGAGCAGUUUCUGGGCAAAUCUGUGACAGAAAUCAAAAGCGUUGUUCUGCAAACGUUGGAGGGGCAUUUGCGCUCCAUCUUGGGCACGCUGACGGUGGAGCAGAUCUACCAGGACCGGGACCAGUUUGCCAUGCUGGUGAGGGAGGUGGCUGCUCCGGACGUGGGCCGCAUGGGCAUCGAGAUCCUCAGCUUUACCAUUAAGGACGUGUACGACAAGGUGAAUUACCUGAGCUCCCUGGGGAAGACCCAGACUGCCGCUGUCCAGCGGGAUGCUGACAUCGGUGUUGCAGAGGCAGAAAGGGAUGCUGGAAUCAGGGAAGCUGAAUGCAAGAAGGAAAUGUUGGACAUCAAAUUCUUGGCAGACACCAAAAUGGCUGACUCCAAACGAGAGCUGGAAAUGCAGAAGGCUGCCUUCAACCAGGAAGUCAACACUAAGAAAGCAGAGUCCCAGCUGGCCUACGAGCUGCAGGCUGCCAAGGAGCAGCAGAAGAUCAGGCUGGAGGAGAUCGAGAUCGAGGUGGUGCAGAGGAAGAAGCAGAUCACCAUUGAGGAGAAGGAGAUCACCAGGACGGAACGGGAGCUGGUAGCCACGGUUAUGAGGCCGGCCGAAGCGGAGGCCUACAAGAUCCAGCAGCUGGCCGAGGGACAGAAGACGAAGAGGGUGCUUACGGCCCAGGCUGAAGCAGAGAAGAUCAGGCGGAUAGGCGAGGCCGAGGCGGGCUCCAUUGAGGUGGUGGGGAAGGCUGAGGCUGAGAAGAUGAGGCUGAAGGCAGAGGCCUAUCAGCAGUAUGGAGAGGCAGCUAAGACCGCCCUCGUCCUUGAAGCCCUGCCCAAGAUUGCUAGCAAGGUGGCGGCUCCACUGGCCCGAACCAACGAGAUUGUCAUCCUGAGUGGGGAGGGCAGCCGCGUGACCCGGGACAUCAACCAGCUCCUAGCCGAGCUGCCUGUGUCCGUCAACGCCCUCACUGGGGUGGACCUGUCUAAGGUCCCUUUACUGCAGAAGCUUACCGGCACUCAGGCAUGAAGACAAUCUGCACUCCUCUGCUCAGAAACACGUUAUGCACUCACGUCGACUGCCUUCAAACACUUUUCCCCAACUUAACAAGUGGAUUUUUUAGACCUCUGGUGCCUUAAUGUUUUUUGUAGGACCAGAAUAUGGCAUGUGCCAGUACCUUGUUGUUUUGGUUUAGAAUCGACUAUUUCUGUCAUUAGAGAGGGAGGGAGAUAAAGUGAAACAAAAUGGAAGCAGGGAGGGAAAGGGCAUUGCUUCCAUUUCAGAAUUUAUGGUAAUGUUGGUAAAUUUCAGUCUGUCUGAAUACUUGUGUUAUACAAUCUCUUGCGUUGUCAAAAUGGAAAAGGUCAUUUGGUCUUGCAGGUUAGUGUCAUCUUAGACCGGGGGGGCUGCUCCAGCUGUUUGGACCGCCCUUCCGGUGAGUGUGAGGUCCACUCCACAAAGUCUACUUUCGUUUUUUCUGUUUAUGCCAAGGAACCGAACACGGCGAGCUGAGUGCUGAUCAAACGGAGGUUCCCAGGUGAAGGCAGGCGAAGGCCUUGUUUUUGCUCUUGCGUAGGUGUGUCAGUCAGCCUGCCUCUUCCAAAUGGAUAGUCGCAUGUCACCUUUAGGAGCUUUGAGAAGACCCGCUCCAAGCAUCUUCACCCCCUACUAAACUUUGGGUAGUAUGUAUAACUGCGGGUAACAAUUGCUGCUUGAUAUACAAAUUUACAAUAAAGUUGAACAUAGAAUAGGUUCAUACUUCAGAGAUUGUUGUACUUUAUAUCUGAGAUAUUGUACCAGGUGAAAUUACCUGGGCCACCAUAUUUCUGCCCUGUUGGCAUGUUUUUAAUUGUUGCUUGCCAUCCAGGACACAUUUUUUCUUGUCUAUGAGGUGUUGAAAUAGUUGAUACUUGCCUUACCUCAAAAUAUCCCUUUGAAUCAAGCCGCAGUGUUUUCAGUAGUGUAUGGAAAUGUGAUCCCUUCUGCUGUUUGCUCAGUGCCGUGGUGCUAAAGGUGCUACCAUUGCGCUCGUGUCCUCGCUGUUGCCAUUGCCAUGAAACGUGCUCAAAAAGGCCUCUCCUAAUCGGCCUACAAGCUAUGCUUUGUCCUCUUUGUCCUCAGUUAUUUAGCACUUACAACUCCAUAAAUGUCAAGUCCUGCUGGCAGAAAAUGUAUGGACUCAGUUUUGGGAAGAAAUUGGUGUAGAUCAUAACUGGAAUAUUAUCAAAUCUGUGUGAUUAUUUUGAAAACCCGCUCAGUGCCAUGCCCCUUACAGGCGUAUGAGGGCUCAUCCUGUGGCCUGUUUGGUGAAGAGUAAAAGUAGGUAUCCAAGCCAAGCAUCUGCCAGAAUUCCAUCAGGAUCACCAGAGCUUGAAGUGCUGAGAAUAGCAGGCCAGUGCAUAUUUUGGACUCCAAGUGUGCAUAUAAAUAUACAUGUUUUAAGCCAUUUGAAAAAUGACCUUAAUAGAGCUGCUCACAAUUCUCUCUCAUUUCAGAUGCUUCAAACAAAACUGUCGUUAAACUCUCAUCUUGCCAGUUUUGAAACUGAAGCUUACUGUUAACGGUUUGGUGUUUAAUGUUAUGCCUUUUAAACUGUAUCAAAGGAAGAAUGUCUCCUUUUACUAACAUUUUGACUCUUUUCUAGUUGUGUAUGAUACUGUAAGUCACUGUGAAAUUGGCAGUUGCCCAGUUUUGCAUUAAUAUAUGCAUUCAUUUUUGUUUGCUUGCUUCUGUUGUGAAUAUAGAUGGAUAGAAGUUAGUAACUUCCACUAUGAAUUUUGUGUGCUCUGUUUCUUUUUUGUAGUGUGCUGUGGUCAGAUAAAAGGAAUUAUCAUUUUUACAUUUGAAUUAGUUUAUAGAAGGGUAAUUAUUCCUCGUACUAUCUGUCGUCACAUUCCUUUCCUUUUUUGGCCUCCCAGUGCACAGACAACAGCCAGUGUAGGAAACCGCACCAAAGUGUGUGUAUAUAGAUAUAUAUAUAUAUAUAUAUAUAUAUAUAUAUAUAUAUAUAGAUCAGUGUAAAAAUGUCUUUGUGUAGCUUUGGCAGUCUGAAAUACACUUUUGUGUCGUUGUUAAUGUGUAACCUCAGUUUAAACAUGGGAAUUAUUGAAAAACCCUUUCAAAGUCACCUCAAGUGUGUUGCUCACCAAAAUGGAAUAACUGUAAGAUAUUCCUUUUAUGCAUACUGUGUAAAGUUCCCUAUCCGAAACACUUUUUCAGUGACCAUACUUAAGCUUUAUAUGUACUGCCUGUGGCAAACUCUCAAAUGGUUUAUUUGAAGUUUUAUAACCGCAAUAAGCGGUCAUAAGUGUUUUGGUUUUGUGAUCCUAUGAAUUGCUUAUCUUAAAUGCUGAAAAUGCAUACUGUACUUUGGCUUUCUCACAGAAUGCACUUAAUAAAUGUCUUGGUCCUCAUUAAACUAUUAUAUGCUAGCCUUUUCUGUAAGGAAGUGACAAUUUUUCCAUGCCUGAUUCAGACAAAAAAAAAAAGAAUGGUCUUGCAUGUGUCGAUGAUGGACCGUAUGGUUGCAUAAUGUUUCUUCAUUUCUAUCCCAUUUUGUGUGAAAAACGUGAAUAUUGAUCAUUUUGAUGGAGCAUUCACAGCUCUUGUUUCAUCUUUUUGUAUGUUUAACACCAUAUUGAUGAGCUCAUUGAAUUGGAAAUCAAAAGCGUGUGCCGCUAAAGGAAUACUGGAAGCUGUUGUUUUUUUUUUUUUGGGGGGGGGGGGGGGGGGGUUUGUUGAUUAGUUAUAAUAAUUCAGUACAAGAUGAAAGAUUGAAGUUGCAUCUGUUGGACUCUAUUUUUGUCAUACUGUUAGAAUUGUCAUUUAUGAUGGUUUAGUUGCUGAUCUUUUUGAACUGUACAUUCACGGUAUUUUUAUGUAGUAUUUCAAGUUCUUUAAAAUGGCAGUUUGAUUAUGAUAUUGUUACUCUUUGAUAGAUUAGUAUUAUAUUUUAAUUGGAUAUACCAGGUUUUACUUAAUGCAAAGUCUCAGCAACGUUCAGCUUUUUACUGGACUUUCACAGCAUAUACAAUAUAUGCAUUUGUUCAUUCAUCCAGUCAUUCAUUCAUUGCUAUGUAUAUAUUAGAUAUGAAAAGCCUUCUGCUUACUAAAUUACUAAAUUUGUCACUUGUUUUUUUUAUUUUUAAUGAAGGACUGUUAUGGGAAUCUUAUCUUGCAUGAUAUAUGCAUGUAUCUUAGCUACAGAUCUUAAAUCCUUGAAUUCGAUUUGACUGUUACAUUAAUAAAACCAGUGUUUUGUCCAUAUACUACUGCCUGCACCCAGUUCUUUUAAUAAAAUAGACUAAUUACAAAAUAA